This is a messenger RNA of Medioppia subpectinata, 882 nucleotides long. The record is from the annotation of a GenBank genome assembly. Lineage: Eukaryota; Metazoa; Arthropoda; Arachnida; Sarcoptiformes; Oppiidae.
CAAACCUGUCGUUCAUUUAACGCGUUUUGCCAUUAUUUUAAAUUGUAUUUAUUUUAUAUUGAUUUUUAUAGUUUUUAGAUCUAGUAUUGAGUGAUAUAUUAGUGUUUAGUUUAAAUAGUGAUUUGCAUUCACUUCUCGGGAAACCGUUUUAAUUGUUUCAAAUUGAAACUCAAUAGCCAUAGAGUGUGUGUUUUAGGGAGAGUUUGAUCAGUGAUUUGUAGCUCACAUUUGGACAUCAAUUAUGAUUAAAUUGUUUUCAUUGAAAUCACAACAAAACCAGGCGUCCGGACAGUCGGGUCAGACCCCCAGAGGACGCAAUACCGCCGCACAGAUCCGCAUCACUAAAGACAUUAAUGAGUUAACGCUUCCCAAGAACUGUGUGAUGGUUCCCGACCCGGAGGGGGAUCUCUUGAACUUCAAGAUUAUCAUCUGUCCCGACGAGGGCUUCUAUAAGGGCGGAAAGUUCUCGUUUAGUUUCAAAGUAUCGCAAAACUAUCCGCACGAACCGCCAAAAGUGAAGUGCGAGACCCGUGUCUAUCACCCGAACAUCGAUCUCGAGGGCAACGUUUGUCUCAACAUUUUGCGCGAAGACUGGAAACCAGUGCUGACCAUCAACUCAAUUGUCUAUGGCUUACAGUAUCUGUUUCUCGAGCCCAAUCCGGAGGACCCCCUAAACAAAGAGGCGGCGGAAGUGCUGCAAACCAAUAGACGUCUAUUCGAGUCCAAUGUGCGGAAAGCUAUGGGCGGCGGACAGAUAGCCAACACUUACUUCGAUCGAUGUUUAAGAUCAUAACAACAAACACUUCUCUUAUGUUUUUGUCAGCAAAAAGUUAAACGAUUUCCCGAUUAUUUCAUUGAAUAUUAUUAUACAAAUUAAAGGCU